GUUAACCACAUCUAUAUUUACGUCGCCAGGGACGGCUCUACUUUGAAAGGGGAGCAUGUAAUAGGGUGCUCUAACCUUGUAGGAUAUAUUUUAUUAUUGAUUGUAAGAGUUGCAGUGUAUUUCCUGGGACAUCCUGAGACAUUCCCUGUAUCAGCAGCCCUAUACUGGGAAGGAGUGGGCGACCUUUGAAUGACACUUCCUAAUGACUAUCUUCCCAGGGGUCUAGGGCAGCACACGUCCAGAUCGCCUGGCCCUAGCCUUAUUUGGGCAUGUCCAGGGACUGGUCAGUAAGAUCUUAAGAAAGGGAAAGGAUGUGACUCAGGAUGAUUGUGAUACAAAGAAUGUAACUUUUUCCAAGAAACCUGUGUGUAGGCGGUGAAGAAUAUAAAAGCCCCUGCACUCAUGUAGUUAUAAGAGUUCCCGUUUGAGAGAGAAGAGAAUACAGACCACUUUCUACGUAGCUGUCGGCUCCUGUGUCUUUCUUUCGGGUCGUACAUCUACAACAUCGGCGGCUUAUCUUACGAACUUUGUAAGGGCACCCAUCGAGGCUUAGCUACCAUCGUCGUCCUUGACCUUGGCACCCUUACAAUUGGUGGCAGCGGUGGGAUAAGCUGCGUACGACGUCGAGGACCAGAGGACCAGGAGCCAAGUUCAACAUCAACACCACGCUACGACGGAAGACCAGCGGUAAGUGCACUUGUUUGUGGGUUGAGGGGGAGACAUACACGCCUUCUUGUCCGACCAUUGGCAUUGUUGCUGGGAGUUAGAUAUUUUUGAUAGAAGACUAUGGAGAAUCAGGAGGCUGCAAACCCCCAAGAUAACCCUGACGGAGUAAUUCCCCCUGGAAACGGUGGUGAUGUACAGGUAAACCCCGAAGAUCAGAAUAACCAGAACGGCCCCGAGAAUCAAACUCAGAAUCAGAACCAAGUGGUGAAUCCAGUAGCAAACUUUGGGUUAGGCUACCUGCCGUUUGACAGAAAGUUGCCCAAGUUUACCGGGGCAGAGUCUAGUCUGUCUGUCGAGGAGUGGCUAGAUGAGGUAGAAGGCUCUUUUGAUCUGUUCAAUAUUCCUGAAGGCCACCGAGCCGGUUUGUUGUAUCGACAGCUAGAAGGAGAGGCCAGAAGGCAGGUGGCUGUGUUGCCCAAUGCAGAAAGGACAGAUCUAGAGAGGUUAAAAGAUAGGCUAGUAGAAGCCUUUGGGGACACGGCUCAUGUUUCCGUAAUUAUGGGCCAGUUCUACUCUAGAGUUCAGCUCCCAAAAGAAACACUGCAGAGCUACGCGCUUGCUCUCCAAGAAUUGUUGAAACGGGCAGAUAGGCGGAGGGGACAGCCCCUAGUUGACACAGAUAGUAUCCUAAGGGACAGGUUCCUGGACGGAAUACGAGACGAGUGGCUGCGCCGCCAGUUGCGUAGGGAAGUAAUGAGAGCUCCCGUAGAAAACCCCCGGACCUUCAGAGAGAUAAAGGAAGAAGCAUUCCACCUUAGUGGGGAAUGGGGGGCAAGUACUAGUUCAGUCCAGGUACAAGCAAGUCAAAUGGUGGUGGAGAGUACUGACAUGACAACUGAACUGACCAAGCUUAGGGAAGAGACGAAAUGA
Molecule: messenger RNA, 1596 nt
Organism: Branchiostoma belcheri (Belcher's lancelet)
Lineage: Eukaryota; Metazoa; Chordata; Leptocardii; Amphioxiformes; Branchiostomatidae
Exons: 2
Coding region: 787-1596 (269 amino acids)
Source: RefSeq, a predicted model, not a curated record